UCCCAUUGGUGGUCAUGCUGAUAAUGGGCGUGUCUGUUAGACUAUAUUAGGACCCGCGGUCAGCUGCAGGGGGCGUUGUCUGGGUUUGUAUCUGAUGCUCGAGGACGUAAAGAGAAAAAGACAUUUGAGGACAAAUACAUCACCUGUAAAGGAGGUCAUUAAGAAGAGGAUAUUAUGGAGCUCAUCAUCAAAGUCCUGAGCGGGGAAACAAAGACCGUGCGAGUGAAUCCAGGUGACACAAUUGGUGCACUCAAGCAAAAAGUCGCCCAAAUCUUUAAUGCAAGACCUUCACGGCUGAGGCUUUCUGUCACCAAUGGGUGUGUCGUGCAGCUGGACAAUGACCAGAGGACUGUGAGCCAUUAUGGUCUGAGUUCAGGGGUAACAGUGAUGCUGCUGAUCUCCAAUUCUCCCGUGCCACUUCAGGUGUUUGUGAAGAAUGUGAAGGGACAGACGAAGACAUAUGACAUCACUGACGAUGAAACCGUUGAUCAGUUGAUGAAAAAGGUACGCCAAAAAGAAGGAGUACCAGAGGACCAGCACCGGCUGAUCUACAACGGUCGACAGCUCGACUCUGGCAGGAAGCUGCAGGAUUACGGCAUUGUUUCUGGAAGCACCAUUCAUAUGACCCUCCGUCUGCGUGGAGGCUGAUGGGACAGAAACACUUGGAGAUUAUUUUAGCCUAAAAAAAUUAUUUAAUGUUAUUCCUUCUGUAAUGUCUGUUACUUUCUAAUUGCACUCAAUUGAUUCUCCCUUCUAGAAAGUAUUUUUGAGUCAUUUUCUGCAUUAUUCUUUCCUAUUCCAGUAUCCAAAACUUUCCAAUAUUCAUACAAUUGUAUUAAAUUUGCUUGCUUCAACAGUUACAUUUUUGCUUUUAGAAUGAUUAAUUAGUAGAAAUAAUUUAAGAAUAAUGUAAAAAAAAUAUAUAUUUUUAUUUUUUUGUAAGUGAUAUCCGGGCAAACACAUCAGCUGUUAAAGGAUUACAGUAAAAUGUGAUAAAAUAACUUUUUUUAAAUUUUUAAAAUUACUUUCUGUAAUACUAUAAAAGAUGAAAGUACGUGUGAUGGUUUAUUUUGUUGUGGGUCUUGUAGGUGAAUUAAUUUAUUUUCUAUUUAAAUACAUAUAUUUAUAAAAAUGGCUGAAUUCU
Tachysurus vachellii is the source of this 1144-nucleotide messenger RNA. RefSeq lists its product as uncharacterized. The record is from RefSeq and is a predicted model, not a curated record. Bases 175 to 648 code for a protein of 157 amino acids. Gene Ontology annotation, molecular function: protein tag activity; ubiquitin protein ligase binding. The transcript has 2 exons. NCBI's taxonomy places the organism in Eukaryota, Metazoa, Chordata, Actinopteri, Siluriformes, Bagridae. Gene Ontology annotation, biological process: modification-dependent protein catabolic process; protein ubiquitination. Gene Ontology annotation, cellular component: nucleus; cytoplasm.